CUACUUACAGCAUUGGACAGCCCGCUUGUCAUUCCCACCGUGGCUCCCAUUCAUGCAGUUUGGUUGCGUCUUGGUGUAUUUGAGUGUUUGCAAUAAAAAGGGCUUUUAAUUUUUGGAGGUGCAGGUCCAGCUGCAAUUAGUUCACUGGAAAGUCUACCGCCUUGCAAGCAGCCAACCGCGGCUAGCUUUAGCUCUCUAUUGCUCCCUUGCAAUUGCAAGCCACUAAUUCAGAGGUGCAACUAUGCCUAAAAGAAAGGCAGCCGUUGAAGGGCAGGUAAAGGAGGAGCCAAAGAGACGGUCACCUAGAUUAUCUGCUAAGCCUGUUCCUCCUAAAUCUGAGCCCAAAACCAAAAAGGCAGCAGCCCCAAAGAAAAUGAACGUAGCAAAUGAUAAAAAGGAAGUCAAAGGCAAGAAGGUGGCAGCCAAAGUCAAGGUUGAAACCAAGCAGGAGGAAGUGAAAGAAGAAAAUCACUCUGAAAAUGGAGAGACCCAAACUAACGAGGUGCCAGCUGUGGAAGAACCUGAGGAGAAAGCAACCAAGUCUGAGUAAUAUGUAACACUGCCCUAUAUCUCCAUCAGUUUGGUAUCUGUACCUCCAUACUGUAUUGUUAACACAGAGGAAUAUUUUUAUCAACUAUUUUCUAAAUGCAGGUUUUUUUUUUUAGCAUGAAGUUAAUUCUGGAACGUCUCCAUCUUGGUCGCUUGGCUAUGAUGUCGCCAACAAGAUAUCACUGUCUCUGCAUUUUGUGAUUGUAAUAGUUUGAUCUAUGGGAAGAAUAAGUGGUGGUAGCUUCUGACUUUUGUCACUGUGUCCCUUCUUUGUGUAAGCUAUCCUUUCUGUCCUUUGGGUUUUUCUUUGGCCCUGGCACAUGUUUGAUUCAGUGAAGUGGGGAGGUCCCAAAUAGAAAGUUCUUGCAUCGGCUAGUCCAGGGUGUCUGUGAGUUGAUUUUAUAAAGAAGGUGAGCUAUUUUCAUGAAAUUCUAAGAGUUGGAAAUAUCUUUCCCAAAUAUAACUUUAAUAUUAGUUUUUGAAAGAAAGUAAAAUGUAAUCAUGUUUUUAAACAAAAUACAAAUGUUUAUUUCAAAAGGGCAGGUUGAUUGUAUGUGUAGCCACUAUUAGAAAUUUUGCUGGAUUUAUCUUGAUAAAAUAAAAAGAC
Trichosurus vulpecula (common brushtail) is the source of this 1156-nucleotide messenger RNA. It is a transcript of the gene HMGN5, whose product is annotated as high mobility group nucleosome binding domain 5. Gene Ontology annotation, biological process: chromatin organization. Gene Ontology annotation, cellular component: chromatin; nucleus. NCBI's taxonomy places the organism in Eukaryota, Metazoa, Chordata, Mammalia, Diprotodontia, Phalangeridae. Gene Ontology annotation, molecular function: nucleosomal DNA binding. The coding region runs from base 242 to 550 and encodes 102 amino acids. The record is from RefSeq and is a predicted model, not a curated record. The transcript is spliced from 6 exons.